AUGGAAUGGAAAGUGCUUUUCGUGAAAGCGAAAAGAGGUGUCAUCCUUGCAAGUGGUGGAUUCGGCAGGUCACCAGAAGCCCGAAAUUAUGUGCCACACGAAUGGUGCAUUCGCCUCGAGGCAAUGUCGGUGAUGGAAAGCGGAUUGGAAUUGAAAGUAGCGGUAAUGUUGGAAACAAAUACAGAGACAGUGCGAUUUCCGCCCCUAUAUCAAUCCUGCGACCCAAGAAGGGCCCUGUGCGGCGAUAUUCUCAUUUCGCGAUCGAUCGCUCGUAGCCAGGGCUCCAUCAUCGUGGGCCCAAAUGGCAAGCAGUUUGCAAACGAUUUCGAACCAUAUCAAGACUUUGCGGGAAUGAUGCAUAACAAGAGAAUCAAAAAAGCAUUCAUGAUUACCGACAAACAUUUCCUGCGCAAAUACGGAAAGGGUAAUAUAGCUUUGCCGAGGCCAUAUCCAAUCUUUCGUCUCCUGCGUCAAAGAUACCUUUCUCAAGCACCAACCAUCGCCUCGUUAAUGAUGUAA
Molecule: messenger RNA, 519 nt
Organism: Talaromyces proteolyticus
Lineage: Eukaryota; Fungi; Ascomycota; Eurotiomycetes; Eurotiales; Trichocomaceae
Exons: 1
Coding region: 1-519 (172 amino acids)
Source: RefSeq, a predicted model, not a curated record